GUACAGACACUUAAUGGUCACUAGAAUAGGCUAUAAUUCACGUGUUGUCUCAAUUUACAAACACAUGUAUUUCAAUAAUUUAUAAAAUAGCAUUCAAUUUACUAAUUAAAUAAUAAUGGGAAAUAUUCUCAAGUAUUUGCCAGCAUUUGAUUCACACAAGAGAUUUCUAAUAUUUAAAGUGAUAACAUGUGCGGUGUUUGUGUCGUAUAUGGUGUCACUAAUAUCUACCAUCAUGUGGUACCAAAAUACGUCCAAAUUUAUUCUGGACUCCGAUAAAUGGACUGCUAUGUAUAGUCAGGAAACCCUUCGCGUACUGAAUGUAGUGACCCCGGUAUGUGGGAUGAUAGUGGCAGUCGUGGCGGUGUUUGGUAUACUUCAGGAGAACAAAUAC
Molecule: messenger RNA, 391 nt
Organism: Oppiella nova
Lineage: Eukaryota; Metazoa; Arthropoda; Arachnida; Sarcoptiformes; Oppiidae
Source: the annotation of a GenBank genome assembly